Chinchilla lanigera (long-tailed chinchilla) is the source of this 4367-nucleotide messenger RNA. RefSeq names its product sulfatase 2 (gene Sulf2). NCBI's taxonomy places the organism in Eukaryota, Metazoa, Chordata, Mammalia, Rodentia, Chinchillidae. Gene Ontology annotation, cellular component: Golgi apparatus; cell surface; plasma membrane. Gene Ontology annotation, molecular function: N-acetylglucosamine-6-sulfatase activity; glycosaminoglycan binding; calcium ion binding. The record is from RefSeq and is a predicted model, not a curated record.
CCAAAGGCAAACGCAUGUAGAUACCGGCGAGCGCCGGGCGUUCAGCGCAGGCAGUCGGGUGUUUGCAGACCGGGGUGAGCCCCUGUGAAAACAGAUAAAAGAAAACAUUGAUUAACGUGUCAUUACGAGGGGAGCGCCGGGCUGGGGCUGUCGCACGCCCCAAGAAACACUUGGCUCCUUCCCGCUCCAAGGGAGGAGAGAAAGAAGAAGAAAAGGAGGCAAGGGUUCUUUUCGUUCCCGGCCAAGUGGACCCGAUCGAUGGUCUUCCCGACUUUCUUACGAUAUCUGAUUUAUUAAAGAUGCCCCCCUUGUCGGUGUGGGGCGCGCACGCACACACAGACACACACUCGCGCACACACGGCUCUGGCUCGCGUCCCUCCCUCGUUUCCAGCUCCUGGGCGAAUCCCACAUCUGUUUCAACUCUCGCCGAGGGCGAGCGGGAGCGAGUGUGUGUCGGUGAGUGUGCGUCUGUGUCCCGGCGAGGGUGCGCGCUCGGCGGCGGGAGCGCGGCCAGGCAGCCCGCGGGGCCGGAGGCUGCUGAGACCACAGCGCCGGGACCCCGCUCACGUGGUGCAUCAGGAGGGAAGGGGCAGAAGGAUAAGAUCCCCAAGACGCAACUUCAGACCCCGCAUCCCCAGAGGCGUGACGGAUUGGCCAAAAAUGAAGAUGGCGCCCCCCAGCCUGCUGCUCUGCCUGCUCUCCACGACAGUCUGCUCCCUGCUGGGCGGGAGCUCGGCCCUCCUGUCCCACCACCGCCUCAAGGGCCGCUUCCAGAGGGACCGCAGGAACAUCCGGCCCAACAUCAUCCUGGUGCUGACUGACGACCAGGACGUGGAGCUGGGCUCCAUGCAGGUGAUGAACAAGACGCGGCGCAUCAUGGAGCAGGGUGGGGCGCACUUCACCAACGCCUUCGUGACCACGCCCAUGUGCUGCCCCUCGCGCUCUUCCAUUCUCACCGGCAAGUAUGUCCACAACCACAACACCUACACCAACAACGAGAACUGCUCCUCGCCCUCCUGGCAGGCGCAGCACGAGAGCCGCACCUUCGCCGUGUACCUCAACAGCACGGGCUACCGGACAGCUUUCUUCGGGAAGUACCUCAACGAGUACAACGGCUCCUACGUGCCGCCCGGCUGGAAGGAGUGGGUCGGACUCCUGAAAAACUCCCGCUUCUACAACUACACGCUGUGUCGCAACGGGGUGAAGGAGAAGCAUGGCUUCGACUACUCCAAGGAUUACCUCACAGACCUCAUCACCAACGACAGCGUGAGCUUCUUCCGCACGUCCAAGAAGAUGUACCCGCACAGGCCGGUCCUAAUGGUCAUCAGCCACGCAGCCCCCCACGGCCCCGAGGACUCGGCCCCCCAGUACUCACGCCUCUUCCCCAAUGCAUCCCAGCACAUCACACCAAGCUACAACUACGCGCCCAACCCGGACAAGCAUUGGAUCAUGCGCUACACGGGGCCCAUGAAGCCCAUCCACAUGGAGUUCACCAACAUGCUGCAGCGGAAGCGCCUCCAGACCCUCCUGUCUGUGGACGACUCCAUGGAGACGAUUUACAACAUGCUGGUGGAAACAGGGGAGCUGGACAACACAUACAUCGUCUACACCGCCGACCACGGCUACCACAUCGGCCAGUUCGGCCUGGUGAAAGGAAAGUCCAUGCCAUAUGAGUUCGACAUCCGGGUCCCAUUCUACGUGAGGGGCCCCAACGUGGAGGCCGGUUCUCUGAAUCCCCAUAUCGUCCUUAACAUCGACCUGGCCCCCACCAUCCUGGACAUCGCCGGCCUGGACAUCCCUGCAGACAUGGAUGGGAAAUCCAUCCUCAAGCUGCUGGAUAUGGAGCGACCAGUGAACCGGUUUCACUUGAAAAAGAAGAUGAGGGUCUGGCGGGACUCCUUCCUGGUGGAGAGAGGCAAACUGCUCCACAAAAGGGAGAGCGGCAAGGUGGACGCCCAGGAGGAGAACUUCCUGCCCAAGUUCCAGCGCGUGAAGGACCUGUGCCAGCGCGCCGAGUACCAGACGGCGUGCGAGCAGCUGGGGCAGAAGUGGCAAUGUGUGGAGGACGCCUCGGGGAAGCUAAAGUUACACAAGUGCAAGGGCCUCGUCCGGCCCAGCAGCAGCGGCAGAGCCCUUUCCAACCUCGUGCCCAAAUACUACGGGCAGGGGAGUGAAGCCUGCGCCUGUGACCGCAGCGAAUACAAGCUGGGCCUGGUUGGACGCCGGAAGAAGCUCUUCAAGAAGAAGUACAAGGCCAGCUAUGCCCGUAACCGUUCCAUCCGCUCCGUGGCCGUUCAGGUAGACGGCAAGGUGUACCAUCUAGGCCUGGAUGCUGCACCCCCGACCCGCAACCUUACCAAGCGGCACUGGCAGGGGGCUCUCGAGGACCAAGAGGACAAGGAUGGUGGGGGCUUCAGUGGCACUGGAGGCCUUCCAGACUACUCAGCCCCCAACCCCAUUAAAGUGACCCACAGGUGCUACAUCCUAGAAAAUGACACAGUCCAGUGUGACCUGGACCUGUACAAGUCCCUGCAGGCCUGGAAAGACCACAAGCUACACAUCGACCAUGAGAUUGAAACCCUACAGAACAAAAUUAAGAACCUCAGGGAAGUCCGAGGUCACCUGAAGAAAAAGCGCCCAGAAGAAUGUGAUUGCCACAAAAUUAGCUACCACACCCAACACAAAGGCCGCCUCAAGCACAAAGGUUCCAGCCUGCAUCCUUUCAGGAAGGGUCUGCAGGAGAAGGACAAGGUGUGGCUGCUGCGGGAACAGAAGCGCAAGAAGAAACUUAGAAAGCUGCUCAAGCGUCUGCAGAACAAUGACACGUGCAGCAUGCCGGGCCUCACGUGCUUCACCCACGACAACCAGCACUGGCAAACAGCACCUCUCUGGACAUUGGGGCCUUUCUGUGCCUGCACCAGUGCCAACAAUAAUACAUACUGGUGCAUGAGGACAAUCAACGAGACCCAUAACUUCCUCUUCUGUGAAUUUGCAACUGGCUUCCUGGAGUAUUUUGACCUCAACACAGACCCCUACCAGCUGAUGAACGCAGUGAACACACUGGACAGGGAGGUGCUAAAUCAGUUACACGUGCAGCUCAUGGAGCUGAAGAGCUGCAAGGGUUACAAGCAGUGUAACCCCCGGACUCGGAACAUGGACCUGGGACUUAAAGAUGGAGGAAGCUAUGAGCAAUACAGGCAGUUUCAGCGUCGAAAGUGGCCAGAAAUGAAGAGACCAUCUUCCAAAUCACUGGGACAACUGUGGGAAGGCUGGGAAGGUUAAGCAGCAACAGGGAUGGACCUCCGAAAUCCGACGCUUCACCUGACUAACAGGCCAUGAAGAACCAGCCACAUCUGAUUCCUGACUGACCUGUGAUUCAGGCUGGGAGGUCUGAGAGAGAGAGAACUGCUUUCAGUCAACAUUGGCGUGCUCUGGAGGACAGCAAUCAGAAGCAGAGAACUUCAGGAAGUCCAUUUUGGCCCUGCUUUGCUCUGGAUUAUGCCUCACCAGUUGCACAAAAUGCAUUUUCAUAUCAAAAAGUCACCACUAACCAUCUGUGAGAUGCUCAUGCGAUGAAAAAGGGCACAUUUUCAUGAAAACUUCCCCCAGAGGUGAGAGGUGAAAGUCGCUGGCAUUUUUUUAAAUCAUAGAAAAAAAAUCCUGUUUUAAAUCCUCUUAUUUUCUUGGUUCAUCACAAAACAGCAGGACAGACAAUUUGCAGAUGCUGAAAAUUGCAGUUUAACAGUGAGUCAGAGGGGGCUGGGGAUUUAGCUCAGUGGCACAGCACCUGCCUGGCAAGCGCAAGGUCAUGAGUUCAAUUCCCAGUACCGGGAAAAAACAAAAACAACAAACAAACAAACAAAAAACCAGUGAGUCAGUAGCACAAAAAGUGACAUUUACCGAGCACUAUAACUCUGGUUGCCUCUGAAGAAACUGCCUUCCCUGUAUAUAUAAUGUGACUAUUUACAUGUAACCAACAUGGGACCUUUUAGGGGAAUAUCCCAAUUUUUCAAGAGUGGUGGUGUCAAUAAACGCUCUGUGGCCAGUGUAAAAGAAAAUCCCAUGCAGUUGUGGACAUUUCUGUUCCUGUCCAAAUACCAUUCUGCCCAGUAUUCACUCCUUUGUUAGCCAUUCCAGAACUGAUAUUUUUUAUGGUAAUGAAAAGAAAUGAAGUUGAUGUAUGUCCCAACUUUGUAUUUGUAACAAAACUGUGUAGUUCAAGCACUGUCAUACAACGUUCAAAACCCUAACCAAUGACCAGCAAUUACUAUGAAGAAAUCUGUGAAACACCAUCCUUGGGAGGUCGACCCCUGCCCCUUUUUAACAGCACUCAAGAUACCAAUAGUCAAUGCCUUUUUGGAAGCAGA